Molecule: messenger RNA, 2350 nt
Organism: Solanum stenotomum
Lineage: Eukaryota; Viridiplantae; Streptophyta; Magnoliopsida; Solanales; Solanaceae
Exons: 5
Coding region: 84-2174 (696 amino acids)
Source: RefSeq, a predicted model, not a curated record
CAAUCCAAUUGCUUCUCAGAAAUCCUUUUCCCCCUCCCCCGAACAAUCGUAGAUCGAUUUCCUGUUUCAUUUCAGCAGCAGAGAUGGAUUUCCACAGCCUCGCAAGGAGAGAAUUGCAAGCUCUUUGCAAGAAGAACAAGAUCCCAGCUAACUUGACCAAUGUUGCCAUGGCUGAUGCUCUUCAAUCUCUUGAAUUUGUUGAUGGUAUUGAAGAGGUCUUGAAAACAUGUGAAUCUGACGUUGCCAACCCAUCCAUGGAAUCCCCUGGAAAGUCAGAAGCAUUAGCAAGUGUACCUCGGACUGGUCGCCGAACUACACAACGAAAGACAAUCAAACAUGACUCAGAAACUUUGCAGACCACGACAAGGAGUCACUGCAGAACAAGAGGAACAGUGGUAAGAGACGUUGAUGAAGCCAAAAAUGAUAUGAUGGAGACUCCUGCAUUGCCAAUUACCAGAAGGAGGGCUGCAACAACUUCAGUUCGUGCUAAGCUGGAAUCUGCAAUGAAGGAAUGUGAACCAAAAGAGGAAAUUGUGGAUCAGGUUGAGGAAGAAAGGAAAGAUGUUCCAAAGACACCAGCAGCUGCUCUCACUAGCCAAAGAAAGGAAGUGAAGGCAAAGAGUUCAGUUAGGCAAGUGUACAGCACUCGCCGAUCAGUGAGGUUAGCUGGGAAACCUAUGCAGGAAUCAAGCACACAAGAGGAUGAAAAGUCAGGAACCCUUACGUUUGAUGCAGUUUCUGAAGAAACUGAUGAAAGUUUGGAGGUGAACUCUGAGCUGCAUUCUGCUCACAAGUCUGAAGAAUUAGACAAAAAUGGUAUUGAUUUGAAAUCAUCCGAGAGUUUGGACAUGAAGAACGAAUCAGACACCGUGUCAGUUCAAGAUUCAAAUACCUUGGUACAAAAUAAAAUAGACAUGGAAGAUGGUGUUCAACAAGACAGUGCUAAUGAUCUGGAAGUUGUUGUCUUAGAUACAAAAGCAAAAGAGGGCUCAGAGGAAGUAGCACUGGGCUGCAAUAAUGAUGGAUCUGGAGAAGAAUCCAUGGAAGAAUCUGAAAUUGUUGGCGAGGCUAAAGAAGAAAUAGAUUUUCAGAACAAAAGCCAGAACUUGGGUGAUGAUACCAAGAGUAAUUCAGAUAUCACAAAGCAGCCUAAUGGACAGGAUGAGCCCCAUGGUGAUACAUCUGAUUUUAUGGCAGAAAAUGAUGGGGAGGAAGAAGGUCAUUUUGAUUCUGAUGUUGCAGGAAAACCAGAGUUGAUUGGAGAACAACCUGUAGCUGUAAGUGUCAAUCCAGACGCUAAGAUAGAUUUUCACGAGGUGAAUUUGUUUGAGCAAUCCAAUGGUGAGGAAGAGGCUAAGAUGCGUGCAAGUCAGCAGAAGUGUGUGACUAACAUGCAAGCUAACAUAGAUUUUCUUGAGGUGAAUUUGUUCGAGCAAUUCAAUGGUGAGGUCCAGGCUAAGGUGAGUGGAAGUCAGCAGAAGUGUCUGACUAACAUGGAAGAUGCAGGAGAAGUUGCUGGAGAAGAAGAACCCAUGGAAGAAUAUGACUGUACUGAGGCUACCAUGGAUGCACCAGCUGAUUCUCUGGAACUUGCUGGACAAGAAGAAUCCAUGGAAGAAUAUGAUGUUGAUUGUUAUGAGGCUAACGUGGAUGCACCAGCUGAUGCUCUGGAAGUUGCUGGAGAAGAACAACCCAUGGAAGAAUUUGAUGUUGAUUGUACUGAGGCUAACGUGGUUGCACCAGGUGAUGCUCUGGAAGUUGCUGGAGAUGAUGAAUCCAUGGAGAGUGCAGCACACAGUCUUCCACCCUUGCCUCUCAUUUCUAAUGCUGCCCCAGAACCAGUCCUCACUUUGGCACUGGAUACUAUGCAAAAUCCUUCUGCCUUGACAAGCACAAAUUCAGAACUCAUCACUCAGACACCAGUUGAGAAUUCAUCAGCAGUGACAAGCAUAGGACAGAUGCUUGUUACAGAUAACAAGGAAAACUUGGUUUGUACGAAAGAAAACAAAGGCACUGCUGGCAAUAACUUGCAAAAUUUAAGCUUGAGGAAGCUUACAAAAAUGUUGAAAGAUUUAAAGAUCUCAAAAGAUCCUAGUGGAACGGAGGCAGUAAACUCAAGAUCAGCCUUGCAAAAAGUUCCAGAAAACCGCUUGACCAUUGAAAACGAAAAUUGAAGCUCAUAAUAGGGGCAGACCAUUCCGCCUGCCAUUAAGAUGGAAGAUUGAAGCUUUGCAAACCUUCUUGAUUUGCUACUUUUGAGACAUCAAAAUUUAUUAUCCCUGUUGUUUUUAUAUUCCUUCAGUUAUUUUUCAAUACUUGUAUGAAAAAACAAAAUUACUCAUAUGAUGAU